This is a messenger RNA of Polyodon spathula (Mississippi paddlefish), 1795 nucleotides long. It is a transcript of the gene ptx4, whose product is annotated as pentraxin-4. The record is from RefSeq and is a predicted model, not a curated record. Bases 189 to 1766 code for a protein of 525 amino acids. The transcript has 3 exons. Lineage: Eukaryota; Metazoa; Chordata; Actinopteri; Acipenseriformes; Polyodontidae.
AGCCUCCUUGCUUCCGUUCCACACCCUGGGAGGAAUGCACACCCCUUUUGGGAUGGGGUCACGGGCAGAGCUAUUAAUCAGAGCGACCAGAGAGCUUCCAAAUAUAAAAGCUGCCUCCAGCCCUGCGCUCAGACCGCUUUGCUGGUGAAUCUCAGGCAGACAGCUCCUGACAGCCCCUCUGUGUGAAGAUGCCGAGCUGCGGGAAGGUGGCGUUCCUACUCCUGCUCCUGACCUGCCUCUGUGCACAGCCUGGGUCCGGGCAGCAGGCAGGGCAAGCCGAGACGGGCACGAGGAAACCUUUCUUUGAGAGGCUGAGGAGACUGGAGGAGCAGUUCCGCUGGUUCCAGGAGCUGACUCUCACCCGCCUUCAAGGAAUCGCAGACAACUACAACAUCUCUUACAACAUCGAGGAGCGCUUCCAGCUGCUGACAGACCAGUACGCCAACAUCUCCCAGACCAUCGGCAGCUUCCACGCCUCCGCCACGAGAGACCUCGACAGCCUCAAGCUCUGGACCAAGAAGCUCCAGAAGAAAAACAAGAAGCUGGAGCUCAAGGUGAGUGCCCUGGAGAAAGCCCUGAACGAGAAGAGCAAGCAGACCCUGAGAGACAACAAGGAGCGCGACGGUGUGCUCUCCAGCCUCACCCAGGAACUCCGGGACCAGAAGGAUCAGAUCAGCUCCCUCUCCUCUGACAGGGACCAGGUGCGGGCCGGCCUCCAGGGGCUCCAGGAUGCUCUCAGAAGCCAGGAGGCCAAGGUGGAGCGGUUUGAGCAGCAGGUGAGCAGCGCCUUGCAGAGCGAGGCCCUUUCCUCCAGUGAACCCUCAGCCCAACGCUCCUCUAACCAGACGCCCGAAGGAAAAGCAACUGAGACCCCGGAUACAGACGGGGAGCAGCAGCAGCAGCAGAGAUCUGGAAAGAAGCUCCAAGUCAAGCAUUUCAAGGGCAGGCAGCUUCAGGAGAGACAGACCCCCGGGACUCCAGCACUCAGACCCAAGACCGCCAAGGAAACCCAGGUGAACCAACCCCUGCAGCAAACCCAGGGGCUCCCACCACCCGUCCAGAGACACAAGAUCCCCUGGCAGCAGCAGCAGCAGGAACAGCCCCCCAAGAAGCCAGGCACGAUAUGCAACGUGAAGUCGAUGCUGGUCUUCCCCAAUGCCUCCACUGAGAACUACGUCACCUUCACUAAGGGCUUCCCUGCAGAGCUUCACGAGCUGUCUGUGUGCACCUGGCUGCGGACCGAGGCUGGCUACCUGGGCACCCUGCUGUCCUACGCCACGGAGGAGAACGACAACAAGCUGGUGCUGCACGGCCGCAACUCCAGUGCCCCGCAGACCAGCCUGCACUUCGUCAUCGGAGACCCCGCCUUCCGUGAGCUGCCUGUCGGCCCGCUGCUUCACCGAGGGUGGCACCACCUCUGCGUCAUCUGGUCAUCCAUUGAGGGCAAAUACUGGUACUACGUCAACCGGAGGCUGUCCGCGGCCGGCUCCAAGUUCCAGAAGGGGUACGAGAUCCCGCCAGGGGGGUCUCUGGUCCUGGGGCAGGAGCAGGACUCGGUGGGAGGGGGGUUCGACAUGGCCGAGUCCUUUGUGGGCAGCCUGGCUGGGUUUGCAGCAUGGAAUCGGGCCCUGACGCCCGGGGAAGUGUCUGGGAUCGCCACCGGGAAGGGCAUGCCUCGAGGGACAGUCUUCACCCUGGACGAUAUCGCCGCUGUCCACGGGGACGUGCAACGUGUGGACUGCGGCUGUCUUGAGCACUGCGUGUGAAACACAUAAAUAAAAACCCACACUGAGGA